ACGCGUUCUCCCCCCCUGCAGUGCACCCUCAGCCGCCUUUCUUUAAACACAGGCACAGACACGUAUAUUCUACUCUCUCUCAGCGACCUGUUGUUUUUCUUUGUUUUUUAAAAAAAUAUGACUGUUUCCCCCCACCCUUUGUCUUUUAUAAAAACUUCCAUCAGGUGAGAGGGAGGCAAAGCUGUUUGCUAUGAUUACUCACUUGAAAAUACACUUUGAUCCCUAUGUGCCCCAGACCCAUUUAAAAAAUAUGUUUAUCAUUGCACUUCGAGUCCAGGUUUACCUGUAGUUUAAGAGAGUAUUCAUUUUUAUCUUAAGUCAGUUCUGCAGGCAAGAGGUCACCCAUAUGUGAAAUUAGUUAGUAUUGUGUUAUUUCUACCUAAACCAUUCAUUAUCCUCUGCGAAUGCGUCUUAGUUUCUAGGUUUCCAUAUCUAGUUUUCUUUUCAUAAUUGUCUUUGGAGUGUGAACUUGAACUUAACUUUAUUUUAGUCCAAAGAACUGAGUGUCUGAGUAAGCUCUCAAAACCAAGGAAAUUCAGUGCACGGGGCUCUGUGCUUAUCGAGUUCAUUUUUUUUCCACCAGCCUAAAUCUUACUCAUUUUACAUAAAGCACGUUUGAUCUGUACACAUAUCUGCCGGUUACUUGUGGGGAGACCUGUCUCUAAAAUGCGUCUUUUACAUGUUGUGGAACAAACAGAAUGAGAAAUUGGCCCCUUUUCAGCUCAGAUAACCUCCAGUUUUUGCCCCCUUCCUUCCUUCCUUCUUUCUGAACAUGGCAGUAUUUUGAUCAUCUUCAAUCUAAAUAUUGUUAAAAAAUAGGAUACUGAACUUUUAAAUCACUCUGAUACUUUCUUAUGUUUGGGGGGAUGAUGUGUAAACUUUUUCAGUUUAGGCACCCCUCCACACACACCUUCUGUGUAGAAUGGUAGCUAUUUUUAAAAUUCUCUUUGGGACAGAGCUUUGUUUUACUUCAUGUGUCAGGAUGUAUUGGUGGAAUGGAUAAUGGUGAAAGGAUGAGGUAGGUUUUCUUUGGAAAAUGUUGGGAGGAGAAAAGGGGAGAAAAAAAUUAGAUCUAGGGAAUAAAAUUACCUACUCCGAAAGUAUGGACCUAAGUAAACUGAUUUAUGGAGGUGACCUUUCUAUUUUGCUGUUUCAGUGUCCCUAUAGAUUGUCAUCUUUUCUGUCAUGUUCAUUCAAUAGAGUAUCACAUUAAAAACCCUAAUCCUGGGCCAGAGAAUAGAGAUGGCAGAAGAUGAUGCUGGGAAUGCCCACAUGCAUUAGUCUGCUGCAUGUUUUAAUCUAUUGAAUUUAUUCUAGGUUUGAGACUUGAUUUCAACUUUAUGUUAUCAGUACUACUGUUCCACCUUACGUCACGGUAUAUUUAUUGAAUGCUUACUAUAUGUAAGGUAAUAUAGGAAAUAUAUCUGUAGUGAGGGAUGUGUAGGGAUAUGUAGGUACAUGUAUCACAAGCCCUUUCUCAAAGAACCAAGGAAAAGCAACAAAAAUACUAGAAGAUACAAGGCUGCAGAAAGUUUUAGCAAGAGUUCUAGACAGUUGUGGAAGGGAUACCAUGGUGUAUGCCUCUCUGAAAUGCCAGUGGCAGGAAAGAGUAGAAUUUGCACACUUAAGCUCGUAGAGGCAUUUUUCCAUAACUCGGUAUGACUGUAUUUCUGAGUAUGUCUAAUAAUCUGUGUGUAAUUUUGGCUGGAAGAUGUAAUCAAGAACUUGACUGGGGAAGUGAGGGGGAGGUGGACGAAGGUUAAUGAGUUGUACCCUUAAAGAAGUACUAAAUCGUUCUUGAGUUUCAGGCAGCUGUGGAUUGUUUUCAAGUCUAGUUAGUUUAGUUUGUAAGUCCGUGUUGAGUUAGCAAUCUGAACUUUUAAGUCCAAAUGUGGUAGAUACAUUGCAUAAACCAAUCUAUAAAAUAAUAUAAAAUACAUGGUUACUUAAUGUGUUAUUUGCAUGUCUCCUUUUUCACACCAAAUUUUUGUCAAGUCUUAAUAAUAAUUUCAAAGAGUAUUUCCAGAAUAAGUAUAUAUGCUGAGUUUCCUGUGUAAUUAUUACAGAAAACUCAUGGUAAUGAUAAUAUAAAAUGGAGAAACGACACUAAUUUUUAAUCUAAAAAUUUAAUUCAGUCUGUAGAGAGGAAUUAAAUUGUUCACUGUCCGUAUAAGUGGGAUUUUGCUGCAGUUACAUAAAAUUAACUAGCUCUCUUCAAACUUUGUGUAAAAUUAAAUAUGAGACUCAGUGGGUAAUGAGAUGAUGUGUACUGUUAGCUCCUAAAAUAUUAUAGUACUUAUCUGUUUAAUAAAGUGGUUUGAAUUAUGAAGUUGAAUUUUACUUGGCAGAUAAAGUCAGUUCAUUGCUCUGUACUGCUGUUUCGUUUGUUCACUCAUCGAGGGGUUAAGAGCAGUGGCUAUAGGGCAGCGAUUUUCAAACCUUAUGGUCUCAGAAUCUUUUACCCUUAAAGUAACUGAUGACCCCAGAGAACUUUUAUUUAUGUGUGUCAUAUAUUUUGAAAAUUUUCUGGGUUAGAAAUAAAACAUUUUAAAAUCGCUUAAACAGAUAAAGAGCUACCUGUGUUAGCAUAAAUAACAUUUUUAAUGAAAAAUAACUAUUUCCCAAAAUAAAAAAUUGCAGUGGGAAGAGUAGUUUAGUUUUUUUUGCACAUUUGCAGAUGUCUUUAAUGCCUGGCCUAAAAGAGGGCAGUUGAAUUCUCCUGGGCUUCUGCAUUCUCUUUGUUGCCAUACAUUGUUUCGGUUUAAGUACUGGAAGAAAUCUGCCCACAGAGAGACACCCUCAGGGUCCUUGGACCAAACUCUGAGAACCUCUGCCAUAAAGAAGACCAAGGAGUUCUAAAAAAUUCUAGGCUGGCAUAUAGUCUUGUUUUUUUCCUGCCCUUCCUUCUAUGUUGAACAAACAUGUUUUUUAUAUCAAGUUCAAAAAGCAGGGACUUAUGCCGGAGGGAGUGUGAGUGUGUGUGGAUUGUUAUCGGUGAGCCUAAAACUGGUUCAUAGAUAGUUUAUGUUUAUUUUUAGUGACAGAUUAUUCCAUUUGCUGGUUUAAGGUUUUAUGGUAGGAAAACAAAUGAACCUUAAUGUAACCUGUUUAAUGUAAAACCCAGGAAAUAAAGGUGCUGAGAACAGAGAGAAAAUACGGACACUAUUUUUAAGUUUCUUGUUUCUGAAAGGGAUGAAUGAUAAAGCUAGUAACUUUUGAGAGGUGUAUUUUGCUGUUUGGCUGUUUUCUAAUUCGCAAACCUUUUUUUUUUCCUAACAUAAGCCUAUUUACCAGAGUGCUACUACUGAGCAAAAAAAUGACCUAACAAAAGCCCUUACUUCUUCAGGAGUAAUAAAAACUUUAGAUAUCCCAAUUAAUUUAAAGAUGAAUUGCACUAAAUUUUGGCUGAAGGGAAUGCACUUUAGAUACGUCUACUUGAAAGACCUGGAGUUAGAGAAUUGACACGGAGUUGUAUGGGUUUUAAGAAAAAUGGUAGAAUGGAUGUUUAAAUACUCAUUCAUUUAGCAUAUUUAUUGACCACUUACUAUGUGCCAGGCACUGGCUGAGGCACUGCGUAUACUUGCUGCCAUUUUGCAGUGAUAGCUUUUAAUGUCAAAGUCAAAUUAUGUGUUGAACGAAAAGCACUGAAAUAUCUAACUCAUGUGAUCGCUAUUUGGAACAUUUGGAAGAGGGAGGAGACUUGAGGGGGCUAUGUGGGAGAGACUCAGGACAGGGACGAUCUGUAGACCUAAGGCGGGUUCCUAGUGGACUUCAGAAGGUCCUGGGACCCCUCUAAAAUUGUAUGCAGAGUGGGUCAGUGCUCUUACAUAGUGCUGAGGAGAGAUCAUAACAUGCAUUAAAUUCUCCAAAGGGGUUCCUGGCCCAGAAAAGUCUAAGCACUUUUCAUCUACUUCAGAGGUCAAAAUGGUGCGUCACCAUCAUUUUCUCAAUAAGACACCAAAGUAAGGAGGUUGGGUGUCUUUGGUCAUAUAGUUAAUUAACAGAGGUGGAGAUUUAGAUCAUGUCUUUCUGAGGGACCCUGUUGCCAUUCCUAUAACAUUUCUAAAAUUAUGUUCACAUUUAGAACUUAUUUAAAAGUAGUUAUGACAGCCAUCACUUUAUUUAAUGUAAGGGGGUGUCUUUAUCUUUUUCUUUUCUAGCUGUUGUACUUCACUAGUUUAUUGGCAGAGGUAGGACCAGAUCCUAGUUACGGACCACCCAUCCCUUCACUCUUUUCUAAGACGACACUCAGCAGUAUAGAGAGCAAGGAGGAAAUAAGGUGUGAGGCUUGCUUUGGGGAAUACUUCACUCUUGGCCUGUUUCUGAAAUUUUAUUUUUUUGAAUGUCACAGCGUCUCCCAGCGGCUCUUCAGGACCGCGGCACUGUGGGUGUGGGGGGAAAAGGGACAGCGAUAGAAAGAACAUGGGUUUUGGACAAAGGCAGACCCCAGUGGAGUUCUGGCUGCACAGGCAAGAUUUCUCAUCCUUCUAUAAAGUGGUGAUGGUGGCUGUCUGCAGGGUGAGGGUUUAGGGACUGCAAAUGGGAAGUCGUCAGACAUACCGUAGCAAGCCUUUAGGAAAGUCCUCCCUGACUCUACCUGCAGGGUAGCCAGACAACAGUAGAUGCGUUGUUAGUCACCGUCAGCGUAGUUACUUGUGGUUUCCUUUUUAAAAAAUGUGUGAGGCUGUUGUGGAGGUGAGGGCUCACAUGACCGGUGACCAUUCCUAAUGAUUCUUAGUGUGUCAGCAUCACAAAACCCAUCCCAGCCUCUUAGGAACUUGAUCAGUCUCACGGUGCUCGAAUUCAUCAAAGGUAAACAGGGACCAGGAGGAGGUGUUUUCGCCUAAAUGUUGUUGACCUGACUUAUGUCAAGGAAUUGCCUGGAGAUAAAGGAUAAAACUGAAAUGAAUCACCUGAAAUCUCAAUAUUCAGGCGCAGCGGAAAACAUUAAGUUUUCUUAAGCGGUUGCCUCAGUAGAUUUUUCUUUUGGCAGAAUUUAAAACUCUGUGCUUAAAAACAUAGAUCUUCUGGGAAAGCCAGCAUCACUGCCACGAGAAGGGUGACCCCCUGAAGGAAGGAAAGCACUGGCAGCUUCUUGCUUGUCGGGAGUGGCGUGUUCCUGUGCCAGUUUCAGGACCUUUUCUUGCAGUAGAAGCAUCUCAUCAGGGGCUGAAGAAUGACGAGCACUUCGAAAACAUGCUUCUAGAAAAGAGUAACUCCCUCGUGGUCCCAGACAGUCUAAGAGGCACAGAUAAACGCAGAAAUGGACCCGAGUUUUCCAAUGACAUCAAAAAAAGAAAGGUGGACGAUAAGGACUCCAGCCACUAUGACAGCGAUGGUGACAAAAGUGAUGACAACUUAGUUGUGGAUGUGUCUAAUGAGGACCCCUCGUCUCCACGAGCAAGCCCCGCCCACUCACCCAGGGAAAAUGGGAUCGACAAAAACCGUCUGCUAAAGAAAGACGCCUCCAGCAGCCCGGCAUCCACCGCCUCCUCGGGAAGUUCCACUUCUUUGAAAUCCAAAGAAAUGAGCUUGCAUGAAAAAGCCAGCACGCCUGUUCUGAAAUCCAGCACACCGACACCUCGGAGUGACAUGCCAACGCCGGGCACCAGCGCCACUCCAGGACUGCGUCCAGGCCUCGGCAAGCCUCCAGCCAUGGACCCCCUCGUUAACCAAGCGGCGGCCGGCCUGAGGACGCCCCUGGCGGUGCCGGGUCCGUACCCUGCGCCUUUCGGGAUGGUGCCCCACGCGGGCAUGAACGGCGAGCUGACCAGUCCCAGCGCCGCCUACGCCAGCCUCCACAACAUGUCGCCGCAGAUGAGCGCGGCCGCGGCCGCGGCCGCCGUGGUGGCCUACGGGCGCUCCCCGAUGGUUGGGUUUGAUCCUCCCCCUCACAUGCGUGUACCUACGAUCCCUCCAAACCUGGCAGGAAUCCCCGGGGGCAAGCCCGCAUACUCCUUCCACGUUACUGCGGACGGUCAGAUGCAGCCUGUCCCCUUCCCCCCGGACGCCCUCAUUGGCCCCGGCAUCCCCCGCCACGCUCGCCAGAUCAACACCCUGAACCACGGGGAGGUGGUGUGUGCGGUGACCAUCAGCAACCCCACACGACACGUGUACACGGGCGGCAAGGGCUGCGUCAAGGUCUGGGAUAUCAGCCACCCCGGCAACAAGAGCCCCGUCUCUCAGCUCGACUGUCUGAACAGGGAUAACUACAUCCGUUCCUGCAAAUUGCUCCCUGAUGGCUGCACUCUCAUAGUGGGAGGGGAAGCCAGUACCCUGUCCAUUUGGGACCUGGCGGCUCCCACCCCGCGCAUCAAGGCAGAGCUGACGUCCUCGGCCCCCGCCUGCUACGCCUUGGCCAUCAGCCCCGACUCCAAGGUCUGCUUCUCGUGCUGCAGCGACGGCAACAUCGCCGUGUGGGACCUGCACAACCAGACGCUGGUGAGGCAAUUCCAGGGCCACACAGACGGGGCCAGCUGUAUUGACAUUUCUAACGACGGCACCAAGCUCUGGACGGGCGGCUUGGACAACACGGUCCGGUCCUGGGACCUGCGUGAAGGGCGGCAGCUGCAGCAGCACGACUUCACCUCCCAGAUAUUCUCCCUUGGUUAUUGCCCAACUGGGGAGUGGCUGGCCGUGGGCAUGGAGAGCAGCAACGUGGAAGUUCUCCAUGUGAACAAACCUGACAAGUACCAGCUGCAUCUCCACGAGAGCUGUGUGCUCUCCCUGAAAUUUGCUUAUUGUGGUAAAUGGUUUGUGAGUACUGGAAAAGACAACCUCCUCAAUGCUUGGCGGACACCCUAUGGAGCUAGCAUAUUCCAGUCCAAAGAGUCCUCAUCCGUGCUCAGCUGUGACAUCUCUGUGGAUGAUAAGUACAUAGUCACUGGCUCAGGGGACAAGAAAGCUACAGUCUAUGAAGUCAUCUACUGAAAACAUUAUGUGGUUUAACGUUUAUAGUUGAAUUGGGCCAAAAUGUUUUGAAUUUGUAGAAAUAGAAAAGUUGUAACUUUAAAAACACAAAAACCUGUUUCCAAACCUUGACACAAAACUACUUUGCGUCUACAAAGAGGAGGCAGUGAGCACAUCAACAGAAGGUCACCUACCUACCUAGACCAAAUGGAGCACCGAGGCAAAGUGGACAGAGGGGUGAGGGUUGUGGGCUUGAGGAAUGGAGCCCGCUGACCCGGGCAGAGUCCAUCCUUUUCUUUCUGUGAGAUCUGCCGCGAUUACCUUUCUGUUCCUUGCCGUUCCCCUCCUGUCUGUCCGUGGUAGAGCAGUGGUGUCUCCAAUGAACUUGUUUCCUCGUUUUGCAUCUUGUGAAAUGUUUUUUUGUAUUUUUGUUGAAGGUUAAACAUUUGUAUAAAUUGUAAAUAUAUUUGGUUUAUUACAGUAAAGGCUUUAGUACCAAUAA
Messenger RNA from Orcinus orca (killer whale), 7411 nucleotides. RefSeq names its product TLE family member 1, transcriptional corepressor (gene TLE1). The record is from RefSeq and is a predicted model, not a curated record. Gene Ontology annotation, molecular function: transcription corepressor activity; protein binding. Gene Ontology annotation, cellular component: nucleus; transcription regulator complex. Gene Ontology annotation, biological process: regulation of DNA-templated transcription; negative regulation of canonical Wnt signaling pathway. The transcript is spliced from 14 exons. Bases 5197 to 6930 code for a protein of 577 amino acids. Lineage: Eukaryota; Metazoa; Chordata; Mammalia; Artiodactyla; Delphinidae.